AAUACGACUAGUCUUUCCAUAAUUAGCAUAGAGCCUUGCCACGAAAGGCUACCGGCGUCGCAUUCGGAAUUGUUGAAGGAUGAGAAAGAGAAUACGAAUCUUUACGAGCCACAAACACUUCAACAACAACAAGGGAUAACUAUACUAAAAGAUUUCGAAUAUAAAGUAUUGUCUCCUACCCUCUCUUUAAUGUAUUCCUAACCUUUCCCCACCUUUUCAACUUUCCUGACCUUCGCAAAAAUUCCUCGAAGGCAAAUACAACUACAUUUAUUACAGCAAACUAUGGCAGUUUCCAAGCCAGUUGAGUUUAAGCUAUGGAAUUACACGCCAUCAGUCGCUGGCGGCGUGAUCGGUGCACUGGUUUUCACAGUCCUUACUGGGCUCCAUUCCUUUCAACUUUUAAGAAAUCGCACAUGGUUCUGCACCCCAUUCGUUAUAGGGGGACUCUUCGAAACCAUAGGCUAUGCUGCCCGUGCCGCCGCCCACAGCAACACAGAGUCCGUCACUCCCUACGUCAUACAAUCUCUCCUCAUCCUCCUUGCCCCAAUCCUCUUCGCCUCAUCUAUAUACAUGAUCCUCGGUCGACUCAUAUUCCGCACCAAGUCUACUUCACACUCCCUCAUUCGUCCACAAUGGGUGACUCGUAUCUUUGUGGGAGGUGACGUGCUUUGUUUCCUGAUGCAAUCCAGCGGGGGUGGCAUUUUGGCGAAGGCAAAGAAUCAGGAUGACGUGGACUUAGGACAGCAUAUUAUUCUCGGUGGUCUCAUUCUUCAGAUCUUCAUCUUCGGCUUCUUCAUUGGGGUAGCGGGUAACUGGCAUCAGAGAAUGAAUGCGCACGAGACUGUGGAAGCACGAGAGAUUCCAUGGAGAAAGUACACUGCACUUCUUUACGCAGCCAGUGUCUGUAUCACGACCAGGAAUAUUUGCCGUGUUGUGGAGUACGGCUUAGGCAGAGAUGGCUAUCUUCUUAGUCAUGAGUGGACUCUCUACGUUUACGACUUCGUCCUCAUGGUAAUCACUCUGCUUGUCUGCCUCCACUGGUAUGAUCCGAACAUCAAAGUGGAUGGCAAUAAAUCGGACGUUGAAAUAGGGCAGUGGCGCUAGGAUCGGAAGUUCGGAACACUCCGAAAGAAGGUCAUACAUCCCUGGGCAA
This is a messenger RNA of Lindgomyces ingoldianus, 1153 nucleotides long. RefSeq names its product RTA1 like protein. The transcript has 3 exons. Gene Ontology annotation, cellular component: membrane. Lineage: Eukaryota; Fungi; Ascomycota; Dothideomycetes; Pleosporales; Lindgomycetaceae. Bases 283 to 1104 code for a protein of 273 amino acids. The record is from RefSeq and is a predicted model, not a curated record.